AUGAACCGUUUCCUUUACUUCGCAUGCCGCAACCGCUUAUCUCUCCUUCUACUUUCAGAUUUUGUCGUCAAUUAUCCAGUUACCGUCACGAAGGCCGCUGAACCGAACUUACGUGUUCAUUCCUGUUCCGAUCAGUUUACUUGGACUUCCCUUCUGAACAUCCUGGCCUCUCCGGUGUGGGUUAACUGCCCACAUGGCAGCUCGACGUACGACAAGGAGUCAUAUGUACCAGAAUGCUUCCCAGUUGUCCGUACCUUCUAA
Molecule: messenger RNA, 261 nt
Organism: Dicrocoelium dendriticum
Lineage: Eukaryota; Metazoa; Platyhelminthes; Trematoda; Plagiorchiida; Dicrocoeliidae
Source: the annotation of a GenBank genome assembly